UGCCGCCAGGGAAAGGAAAAAUUUGUCAAAGAAGAAGACGAUGAGGCUGCUGCUGUGAUGAAGACAACGAUGAGGAUGAUGAUGGAGUCAACAAAGAGACGGCUGCUGGUGUCAUUUUCGUCUUUUUAGCAACGAAAAGUCUUUUUGCGUUGUAACGACGUGACCAUGGCUGAUGAGGUGUCAUGUCUUUGCCCUGAUGAUGACGAGGAGGAGGAGGAAGGAGAGAUUACCAUGGAAACACCAAAGCGUCCUGUCUACUGCUUGUGCAGGAAACCUGACAUCAACUGUUUCAUGAUAGGCUGUGAUGGCUGUGCAGAGUGGUUCCAUGGCAACUGUGUGGGCGUGUCAGAGAAGGCAGCCAAAGCCAUCAGAGUUUGGUUCUGUCCGUCGUGUCGAGAAAAAGACCCUUCUCUGGAGGUUCAAUAUCGUCAGAAGAAGGCAAAGGGGGCGGAGCAAGACGGGGACAAAUGGGAGGAGGAUGGGAGCCCCACCCCUCAGGCCAAGAUGGACAGGACACGUGGUUCACAGCAAAUCAAACGCUCAGCUCGCAUGUGUGGCGAGUGUGAUGCCUGUUUGCGGACGCGCGACUGUGCCAUCUGUGACUUCUGUAAAGACAUGAAGAAGUUUGGAGGACCCAACAAAAUUCGACAGAAGUGUCGCCUCAGACAGUGUGAGGUCCGUGCACGGAAGAUGCUCCGCGUGAAAGAAGAGGAGGAGGCAAGUGCGGGCGGCGUGAAGGGGCGGGACUUCCAGAGAAAAGGUCACAUGACGGAGGAGGAGGAGGAUGAGGAAGAGGCCUUCAGUGAAAGUGAGCUGGAGCUCUACAAGCAGUACAAAGCUGCUGGAUUUAGAGACAUGGUGUGGCACAGCGAGGAGGAGGAGGAACCUGACGCCCAGAGGAAGAAGGCGGUGAAGGUGAAGCACGUGAAAAGACGGGAGAAGAAGACGGAGAAGAAGAAGUCGGUCUCCGCCCCCAAAGAGGAGGUGCGGCGUCACAAGGCAAAGCAGCGGCACAGGGAGCGCGUGCGGCACAGCGAAAGAGGUGGAGAGGGCGGAGCUAAGGACUCGGGUGGGACUCUGCGUCAGUGUCUUGGUCCAGGCUGUGUCCGAGCGGCCCGGAACAACUCCAAGUACUGCUCUGACGACUGCGGCAUGAAGCUUGCAGCCAAUCGCAUCUAUGAGAUCGUCCCUCAAAGGAUCCAGCAGUGGCAGCAGAGUCCUUGCGUGGCGGAGGAAAUGGGGCGGAGACAGCUGGAGCGAAUCAGGAAGGAGCAGCAGGCAGCCAGGCUGCGCCUCACCCUGAUGGAGAAACGCUUCCAUGAGCUCGAAGGCAUCAUCGCCAACUCCAAACUUCAUCAGGUGCAACACGACGAGGAGGUGAAUGAAGGUGAGGGCGACGACACAGACUUUCAAAUCUUCUGCGUGUCCUGCAGUCAUCCUGUAAACCCCAAAGUGGCGCUGAGGCACAUGGAGCGGUGCUACGCCAAGUAUGAAAGUCAGACCUCGUUUGGAUCCAUGUACCCCACACGCAUCGAAGGAGCCACCCGCUUGUUCUGUGACGUCUACAAUCCUCAUAGUAAAACCUACUGCAAGCGGCUGCAAGUUUUAUGUCCAGAGCAUUCCAGAGAUCCCAAGGUGGCAGCAGAUGAGGUGUGCGGCUGUCCUCUGAUCAAAGACGUCUUCCAGCCUACGGGAGAGUUUUGUCGCGUCUCCAAGAGGAAGUGUAACAAACAUUACUGCUGGGAGAAACUUCGCCGCGCUGAGGUCGACCUGGAGAGAGUCCGAGUGUGGUAUAAACUGGACGAGUUGUUUGAGCAGGAGAGGAACCUACGUGCCGCCAUGACCAACCGAGCUGGUUUACUGGCUCUCAUGCUGCAUCAGACCAUCCAGCACGACCCCGUCACCACAGACCUGCGCUCAGCCAAAGACAGGUAGUUGACUUUUAUUAUGAAAGGCUGCGAUGCAGGAAGUGUGCUGUCAUCACUGGUAACUUCACUGGUACCUUGAAGUAUACAGUUGACAUCACAAGAUGCCCAAAUCCAAACUCCACUGCUUCAAACAUUUGUAAUUCCAGCCUUCUUUUUCCCAUUCGAAGGUUUUAAAGUUUACAUUUUAUCGUCAUGCAACGGAUGUUUGUAUUGCUUUUUAUAUUCGUACAUUUGUCUUUUAUAUUUGUAUUUUCAGUGUAUCUUCAUGUUGAUGUAAGCAAAAAUUAACAUUAAAAAUGUCA
Dunckerocampus dactyliophorus (ringed pipefish) is the source of this 2230-nucleotide messenger RNA. RefSeq names its product CXXC finger protein 1a (gene cxxc1a). Gene Ontology annotation, cellular component: Set1C/COMPASS complex. NCBI's taxonomy places the organism in Eukaryota, Metazoa, Chordata, Actinopteri, Syngnathiformes, Syngnathidae. The record is from RefSeq and is a predicted model, not a curated record. Gene Ontology annotation, molecular function: DNA binding; zinc ion binding. The coding region runs from base 166 to 1935 and encodes 589 amino acids. The transcript has 14 exons. Gene Ontology annotation, biological process: positive regulation of DNA-templated transcription.